Molecule: messenger RNA, 808 nt
Organism: Trichoplusia ni (cabbage looper)
Lineage: Eukaryota; Metazoa; Arthropoda; Insecta; Lepidoptera; Noctuidae
Gene: CPR93
Product: cuticle protein 8-like
Exons: 3
Cellular component (GO): extracellular matrix
Source: RefSeq, a predicted model, not a curated record
ACAUCGUUCCAGAUCGUGAUCGCGUGCGCUCUGGUGGCUGUGUGCCAGGCUGGUCACCUGCACCACGCACCAGCUGUCUCCUCCCAGAGCAUCGUCCGUCACGACCAGACCGUCCACCACGAGACUCCCAUCCACUACUCUGCUCCCGUUGUCCACGCUGCUCCCGUCCACUACUCGGCCCCAGUCGUCCACGCCGCGCCUAUCGCUCACGCCGCCCCCAUCGCUCACGCCAUCCACGCCGCCCCAUCCCACGAAGACCACUAUGUCGAUGAAUACGCUCAUCCCAAAUACGGCUACUCUUACUCCGUGGAAGACCCCCACACCGGUGACCACAAGUCACAGCACGAGACUCGUGAUGGUGAUGUCGUGAAGGGAGAGUACUCCCUGCUCCAGCCCGAUGGCUCUUUCCGCAAGGUCACCUACACCGCUGACCACCACAAUGGAUUCAACGCGGUCGUGCACAACUCCCCGCCCGUCAUCCACCAUCAUUAGAAGAUGAUUUACCCAAUCUGUGAUAUUAGUGUUAAUGUGUUCGUGAAGUGAUCGAGUGUAGUCUUCCACCUGUUCUCAUUAAAGAUAUUUAGUAAUAUACCCAACAGUGCAAUGAAACCAGUAGUAAGGAAAUUUCAACGGUAGACUAGCCUUCUAGACGUAUCUAUAUGAUUUUUCUCUGUACAUAGUUUAAGCUGUCAUCGCUAAUUUGUUUAUAGUGUACGGUUGAAUAUAUGUAAAACAUUUUCCUGGUUGGUGUGGGCAAUACUUGUAUAUAGCUUAGCUUGUCCAAUAAAGACGAUUAUUAUAAAAAAAA